Molecule: messenger RNA, 2834 nt
Organism: Phragmites australis (common reed)
Lineage: Eukaryota; Viridiplantae; Streptophyta; Magnoliopsida; Poales; Poaceae
Product: probable potassium transporter 9
Exons: 11
Coding region: 234-2585 (783 amino acids)
Biological process (GO): potassium ion transmembrane transport
Cellular component (GO): plasma membrane
Molecular function (GO): potassium ion transmembrane transporter activity
Source: RefSeq, a predicted model, not a curated record
UCCAGCUCCGCUCCGCUCCGCUCCGCUCCCAACUUUUCGCCCUGGAUAUGUACGCCUGCCUUCCCUCCUCGCGCUUUCCCCUCCUCGUGUUUGUAUUUUAUUCUCCGCUCCCGAUUCCCUAGCGCGAGCCUCACAUUUUCAGUUCUCUCUUGUUUCGAGACUGCUGAUGCGUUUCUUGGCGCAGAGGCGUAGAUUGAUGGUCAGACUCUAGCUGGUUUCUUGAUUUCGCAGGCAUGGAUCCCGAGCUUGGCGUCGGCAUGGCACCCCGGAAGAGGGAGUCAUGGCGGACGACGCUGCUGCUGGCGUACCAGAGCCUGGGGGUGGUGUACGGCGACCUGGGCAUCUCCCCGCUGUACGUGUACAAGAGCACCUUCGCCGAGGACAUCACGCACUCGGAGACCAACGAGGAGAUCUUCGGCGCUCUCUCCUUCAUCUUCUGGACGCUCACCCUCAUCCCCCUCCUCAAGUACGUCUCCAUCGUCCUGCGCGCCGACGACAACGGCGAGGGAGGCACGUUCGCGCUGUACUCUCUGAUCUGCCGGCACGCCAAUGUGAGCCUCCUGCCCAACAGGCAGGUCGCUGACGAGGAGCUCUCCACCUACAAGCUGGAGUGCCCACCUGAGGUCGCCGACAGGUCACGCGUCAAGGAGUGGCUGGAGAAGCACAAGAAGCUGCACACCGCGCUGCUGGUCAUGGUGAUGAUAGGCACCUGCAUGGUGAUCGGGGACGGCGUUCUCACCCCAGCGAUUUCUGUGUUCUCAGCUGUUUCAGGGCUCGAGCUCUCCUUGUCCAGGGAUCAGCAUGAGUAUGCCGUCAUUCCGAUAACCUGCGCCAUACUAGUAUUCCUGUUUGCGCUCCAACAUUAUGGCACGCAUCGUGUAGGAUUUCUCUUUGCCCCAAUAGUUCUAGUCUGGCUACUCUGCAUGAGCGCAAUCGGCCUGUAUAACAUCAUCUACUGGAACCCUCAAGUUUACCAGGCUCUCAAUCCCUAUCACAUGCUCAAAUUCCUGAAGAAGACUAGGAAGUCUGGCUGGAUGUCCCUGGGAGGAAUUUUGCUAUGCAUGACAGGGUCUGAAGCUAUGUUUGCGGAUCUUGGUCACUUCUCUUACAGUGCAAUCCAGCUUGCUUUCACUACUUUAGUGUACCCUUCAUUGAUUUUGGGAUACAUGGGUCAAGCUGCUUAUUUGUCCAAACACCAUAACCUUGACGCAAGCUACCAAAUUGGAUUCUACAUCGCAGUUCCAGAGAGUGUCAGGUGGCCUGUGCUUGUGCUGGCAAUAUUGGCGUCAGUGGUCGGAAGCCAAGCAAUCAUCAGUGGAACAUUCUCCAUUAUCAACCAGAGCCAGUCCCUGAGCUGCUUCCCCAGGGUGAAAGUUGUGCACACAUCUGACAAGAUUCAUGGACAGAUAUACAUCCCUGAGAUCAACUGGUUGCUCAUGAUCCUCUGUAUUGCUGUAACUGUCGGUUUUCGCGAUACGAAGCACAUGGGAAAUGCAUCUGGCUUGGCAGUGAUCACGGUGAUGCUUGUGACGACAUGCCUCACAUCCCUGGUGAUCAUGCUGUGCUGGCACCGGUCGCCUUUGCUGGCCCUGAUGUUCUUCCUCUUCUUCGGCUCGAUCGAGGCGCUCUACUUCUCAGCGUCAUUGAUCAAAUUCCUGGAAGGCGCGUGGAUGCCGAUCCUCCUGGCCCUGAUCCUUGUCGCCGUCAUGUUCGUGUGGCACCACACGACCAUCAAGAAGUACGAGUUCGACCUGCAAAACAAGGUGACCCUAGAGUGGUUGCUCGCCCUCGGCGACAAGCUCGGCAUGGUGCGCGUCCCGGGCAUCGGCCUCGUCUACACCGACCUCACCUCCGGCGUGCCCGCCAACUUCUCCCGCUUCGUGACCAACCUCCCGGCGUUCCACCGGGUGCUCGUCUUCGUCUGCGUCAAGUCCGUGCCGGUGCCGCACGUGCUCCCCGCCGAGCGCUACCUCGUCGGCCGCGUCGGCCCGCCGGGCCACCGGUCCUACCGGUGCAUCGUGCGGUACGGCUACCGCGACGUGCACCAGGACGUGGACUCCUUCGAGACGGAGCUCGUCGAGAGCCUCGCCACCUUCAUCAAGCUCGACGCGCUGUUCCGGUGCAGCGACGCCGCCGCGUGCAGCGAGCCGCGGGACAGCAGCUACUACGAGCGCGAGAACGCGCUCACGGUCAUCGGGAGCAACCCGCUGCGGCGGCACCUACACUACGACGACUCCCACGAGAUGAGCGCGGGCACAUGCAGCCCGAACGGGAUAGAGCUCGCCGCGCCGGCGCCGGCGAUCAAGAAGCAUGUGAGGUUCGCGGUGGAGUGCAGACCCAGGAGCCCCGGCGUGGACGAGCGCGUGCUGGAGGAGCUGCGCGAGCUGUGCGAGGCGCGGGAGGCCGGCACGGCUUUCAUAUUGGGGCACUCGCACGUGCAGACGAAGCCCGGUUCGUCGCUGCUGAAGAAGCUGGCUGUCGGCGUCGGGUACAACUUUAUGCGGCGGAACUGCCGCGGCCCGGACGUGGCGCUGCGCGUGCCGCCGGCGUCCCUGCUCGAGGUCGGCAUGGUGUACGUGCUGUGAGAAUGCGGGCUUGUUUGGAGGAGUUAUUCUGAACUAAAUUAUCUGUGGACCUUUACCAAUCGGAUCCUGAGGUGACAAGCAGUUUCCACGGCUUAAACUAUGGAUCUCUCUGGUUGUGCAGUACGCAGAUGUUAACCUGCUGAUGUAAAUUGUAAUGCGAUGCAAUGAUAUUUCCCAGUGGCACUAGAUACGCAACAGCUAUAUUGAUUCAUACACGAUAACAAAGCAAAUGCAUGCCUUGGGAGAAAA